AUGGCAGUACCAGGAGAACGCUUCCACGUUCUUGCUCAACUAGAGCAUUUGCAAUCCAAAUAUACCGGAACAGGACAUGCAGAUAUGAAUAGGCACGAGUGGGUUGUAAACCAACAUCGCGACACGCGGGCUUCACAAAUGUCGCAUCCUGGUAUGAAUUCUUUCAUCGCAAUUGUCGAAAAUGAAAGCCGUGCUCGAACUCGCUUCAAUUUACUCAAUCGAAUGAUCCAACCAUGCGGGCCACCACCAGAGAAGAAUCCUCUUGACGAUAUAUAA
Caenorhabditis bovis is the source of this 276-nucleotide messenger RNA. Lineage: Eukaryota; Metazoa; Nematoda; Chromadorea; Rhabditida; Rhabditidae. The record is from the annotation of a GenBank genome assembly.